AUGGCGCCCAAGCCGGCGCAAGAGAACAAGGCAGAUCUGUGGAACCCUGCCGGCUUCGACAUGCCCGAAGGGGUACUGCUCGCACACAUGAGGUUGCCACCUGCACGCAGAAGGGACUUGGCGACCAUGGGCGGGGACGUUUGGGAGCGCCGCCUGACGGUGCCCCCCGACGGCUUGUGCAUGCUGUACACAUUUCUGGCAGCAUGCGAUCCCGCGACGUGGAGUCGACUACACAGAAGCGAGUUGGGCUUCAUCGAGGACGUCGUGGCCGAGCAGAAUUACAAGGAGGCUGCGGAGAACAUAUUCAUGCACAUCCUGAUGCUGCUCCGCACACAAGACAAACACAGGCUGGCAGCUCGUCUCGAAGCCGGAGGACAUCCAGGCCAGGAAACGGAAUGA
This is a messenger RNA of Symbiodinium sp. CCMP2592, 399 nucleotides long. NCBI's taxonomy places the organism in Eukaryota, Dinophyceae, Suessiales, Symbiodiniaceae. The record is from the annotation of a GenBank genome assembly.